AAUAAGAAAAAUUUAAAUAGUUUAUUGAAGUAUGAAAUAGCAUUAAGGAUUACUAUAGCAAUGUUAUUUUAUUUUAAAAUUACAAAUUAUAAUUUAUCUACGAAAAAAAUUUGACUUAUCUAGUUUAUAAGUUGGUGACCCUUUCGUACAUAUUAAUUAGUUGGUAAUACUUAAUCUCGUUCAAAUCCAAAAAUGGCAGCAGCCAUUGAGGAUUUUUCGAAUUGGUUAAGAGAAAAAUUGAAAGAAUUAAAUACAGAUGAAACAGUUUUUGGAUCUUAUAUACAAGGAAUACUCGAUAGCGAUGAUACUGCGGAAGAAAAAAGUGAUGCUGUACGAGGAAUACUUACAGAAAUUUUAGAAAACGAAAAAGAUAUAAUGAAAACCUGCACUGAAAUACUGGACCAGUGGCAAAAUCUUAAACCAAAAGAAGUAUGUACCAAACAGUUGUCUAGUGAGGACGUAAAUAUGAAACUUGCAAAACUAUUGGAAUCUCAAUCUCUAGCUACCACCAAACAGAAACAAUAUACAGCGGAAGAGAAGAAAAUUAGAGAAGCCAUUCUUUCCCAGUAUAGCGAAAUGACUGACGAAGAGGGAGAUGUUGAAGAACAUACAGCAAGUUUUGAUGAUGGGGCAUUGGAGAAAAAUACGAAUGCUCAAACUGUAGCUCAAGCUGAAAAACUCAAAAGAGAACAAGCUCGAUUGGAUAGCCAGAAAAAAAAAGAGAAAGAUAAAGAAGACAGAGAAAAGCAAAAGCAACUGAAAGAAGAAAAGAAAGAAAAGCGUAAAACUGUUAAGGGUGAAAGGAAAAGGUAGCAGAUGUCGGUAUGAAAACAUUAAAACGUAUUUUAUUGUGUAUUUUUUGAUAUAUUGUGAUUUUUGAUGAGUGCGUGGUUAAUUUUUUGCUGAUUUAAAUGAUAUUAAAACUGAAAAAAGUUUUUUUAUUACAUAAAUUUUGUUUUUACUUAGA
Molecule: messenger RNA, 967 nt
Organism: Diorhabda carinulata
Lineage: Eukaryota; Metazoa; Arthropoda; Insecta; Coleoptera; Chrysomelidae
Product: coiled-coil domain-containing protein 43
Exons: 3
Coding region: 193-813 (206 amino acids)
Source: RefSeq, a predicted model, not a curated record